Messenger RNA from Owenia fusiformis, 4620 nucleotides. The record is from the annotation of a GenBank genome assembly. NCBI's taxonomy places the organism in Eukaryota, Metazoa, Annelida, Polychaeta, Sabellida, Oweniidae.
AUAUAAUCUCAUCCGGACCAGCUGAAUGAAAGAACGAGCUGAACAUUGCAAAUAUUAUCAAAUCGUGCAACAUGAUGGUGAAAUAAUCGACAUAGAUCAAACCAAAGGAGACAUGGCUGGAUUUGCUAAUAGAGACGUUACGGGAGUCGUGGAGAGUGCGCACAAAGACUUUCAAUCAGGACAACGGUUUGAUUUUGAACCAUCAAAGAAAGUUAAGAAUGGUCAUUGGAGAAGGCUUUUGAAGGAUUUCAGCUCCACGACAACCGUGCAUGGUGUUCGACAAAUAGGGGAAAAUACUCCGUUUUUUAUUAGAAGGGUAGUUUGGCUCUGCUUGGUCGUAACAGGUUUUGCCUUGUUCACAAAUCAAUUGAUUACGAGCUUUCUCUACUACUUUUCUUACCCGAUGUCUGUAACAGUAAAGAUAAACUACAACACAACAGUGACGUUUCCAGCAGUAACCAUUUGCAACCAAAAUGCAUUCAGGGCAACUGUCAUAGAAAAGCUCGGCCUAUAUACAGCACUUACAGAAUUAUACACUGAAAAUUCGUCGAGGACAGUCGAACCAUCAUUUAGAAAUCUUUCCCUGCGUCAUCUAUUUAAAAAUGGUGGCCAUCAACGAGAUGAUAUCAUACUGAGUUGUCAUUGGAGUGGCAGAGAAUGUAAUCCCGAAGACAUUACGACAACCUUCACGGAUUACGGCACCUGCUAUACAUUCAAUCAUGGUAGAAACGGAAUUCCUAUUCUGGAAUCAAUUCAGACUGGUUCAGCGUAUGGUCUCACACUUCGGCUUAAUGUUGAACAAUACGAAUACAUGAAAGGUCCGAACAGUGGAGCGGGUGUAAAGAUACUCAUUCAUGACCACAAUGAAAUCCCCUUAGUUGGAGAUCUCGGACAGGCGAUACCUCCUGGAAUGCAGGCAUUUGUAGGUGUCCGUAUGCUACAGCUUCGAAAUCUUGAAAGACCACAUGGGGAAUGUGACGACUCUAAGCGACUUGAACACUUCGAUAACUACUCCAUAGCCGCCUGCCACGUUGACACUAAGGCUAAAUACAUCAGUGAAAAGUGUGGGUGUAGAGAUCUUUAUGUACCACAACAUAAGACUCGUCCAUUGGGGUUGUGUGACCUCUACUCUUAUUUCAACUGCAUCAUGACGUCUAAUGCGGAUGUUAAUGCUAUGAAAGGCGAAAAUGAUUGCCCUUUACCGUGCAAACAGACACAGUUCGACCCUACGAUAACAUAUGCUGCAAUAUCAAACCACGAUCUUGAAAGCUAUCUGAGCGGAAGUCAUUCCAAAACUGAAUUGUUGAAGGAAAAAUUCUUAAAUGCAAGGGAAACUCAGCAGAGAGUACAUCAUGAUAUUGUGAAGCAUGAUACAAUGCUGAUUGAGAAUUUUGACAAUGCCACGGAUGUCAUAAAGGAAGUCCUACAUGAUGUUGUAAAGCAUAUUCAUGUGUUUUCUACAGAGUGGGGCGAAUCUAUGUCUGAAAUGUCCAAACGAAUCUGGUUUCAUUAUAACCGUGGCCUUGUACCGUUACUCUCGACGGUAGACAGAAACUUUGUGAGGGCUUGGGAUGUAUUGAAAGAAAGAACUAUUUCCCAUAUGACAACCGGAUUUUAUGCAUUUAUCGAUUCAUUUUCUGAUGUCUUGAGACAAUUGAUGGAGAUUCCAUUAAACAACACAAACUCGAGAGAAAAUCUAAAGAUGAUCGUUCAACGAGAGAUAAAUAUAAGAAAACUAUUAGCUAGAAGAGGCUAUGAUAAUAUGACAAGGAUUCACAAUGUGUUUGGGCACGCAGACCCUUGGUUUGUUUUUGAGAAUUCGCCAGAUCGGCGGUAUGAUAGGGAGUACAUAUCAAAAGAUAUAUUCAAACACUCUGAACGGGAUGAACUGGACUGCUACACAAGCCUUCGAACACAUUUAGAAAUUUACAUGGAUUGUCUGGAUAACUUCACUGAUAUUUUGUCAUCUGUGUUUGCGACAAAUGAAGCCAAUUGGACCCACAUACAAAAAACACAAGAUGCGUUUGCCUCAAAGGCAAGGAGCAUUAAUUACAGACUAUAUAUGUAUGAGCAAGACACUGUACUUGUUACAAGUAAGGUACUGCAGAAAAACAUGGAUAACUUCAGUAAUACAAAUAUGAGUUUCUUUCAAAAGGUUGAGUCAUUAAAUCAACAGCUGGUAAGUUUGACCACAUCUGCAGUGACACUAAACACUUCAGCAUUGCUAACUCUGCAGCACAUCGCUAUAUUGGCUAACCAAUAUACAGAACGAGGAAUAAACAAAACUCUUUUAGCCAAGACAGUUUUACAAGAGGAAGUAUCUGAUGCGUGGCGGAAAGUGAACUUAUUCUUCUCAGAUCUUAGAUCACGUGAACGUAAUAUAAACGACAUAUGGAUUCAAUUAAAAAAGGACGCAUUGACAGUAUGGUCCAGUAUGCUCUCUGAAAGAGCACUGCGUCCGUUUUAUCAAAAGAUAAGAGAAGAUGUAAAUAUAGUACGUUACAACGAAAGUAUGUAUCUGAAAGACGUGUUCAGACAAAUGUUAAACAUCCCAGCAGACGAUACGAAUACAAUGACUUUUGUCGAAAAUAACUUGGAUAUAUUUUUGAAUGCUGAUUUCCCAGUAAUAAACUUGAAUGAUAAGUUGAAAGAGGUCGAAAGCCAGUACCUUAACAUCAUUGAUCUCUUCAAUGCAGGGAAAAUCGUUGGAAAUGCGGAUGGAGUUUUUAUGAAAGCUUUUGAUGAUCUACUUACAUCGUUGAAAAGAUAUGAACAUGAUAAUGAAAUGGGAACAGACUUUGUAAAAGAGAACUUUCUGCAGAUGAAUAUCUUCAUGAGGGAACUAAAUUACGAACAGGUAGAACAACAAAAGGCAUAUGAUCUAACAGCGCUUUGGAGUGAUAUCGGGGGAUCACUGGGUCUAUUUGUCGGAGCUAGUGUUAUCACUAUCUUUGAACUGUUAGACGUUGGUCAUAUAAACAUGCUGGUAAUCUUGACAGUGCUGGUCUCGGUGGCCCUGCUUGCAAAUGGACAGUUUGUUGUCCCCGUACCAACUAUCACCGCUCUGUCUCCCGGAAUAAGCUUCUCUAUUCCCGACGAAAAUGGGAUAACAGUAGUCGGAUACCAUUAUAGUAUCAACGCAGGCUUAGGAGGAACGGCCCCAGGUCAAUACAACUUCGACGUUAACUCAGCUUCAGGUGGUUUAUGGUUACAUGAAAAUACAGGCGUUGUAUUGAUGAAUGGUGACGUAGUCAAUUAUUGGGUAUACGUCAAUAAAGACGGGGGUGGUUACCAGUUGCUUGAUCAGUCAUGGACGUAUGAUGACGGUAGUACAACUGUAGCGCCAACGUCAAGCCCUGGGGGUUGCAGUACGUACCCAUGUCUUAUAUUCGAGGAUAACUUUGAUAGUCUCAACUAUGAUAACUGGCAACACGAUAUCACUGCAGGCGGUGGUGGGAAUUGGGAGUUUCAAUAUUAUACGAACAAUCGCUCCAAUAGUUACACUAAGGAUGGAAAUCUUUACAUAAAACCCACUCUUACUGAAGACAAAAUCGGGGAUAACAAACUUCAAUCAGCGAACUUAAAUCUCUGGGGAGCGAGUCCAUCGGACCUUUGUACCGGUAACCUAUGGGAGGGAUGUGAAAGAACAGGAUCUGCUACUCGAUACAUCAACCCGAUACAGUCUGCACUUCUCAGGAGCGUUGAUAAGUUCCACUUCACCUAUGGUCGAGUCGAGGUGCGAGCCAAGAUGUCACAGGGAGAUUGGAUUUGGCCAGCAAUAAUGUUGUUACCAAAUUAUGAAGAGUACGGCAGUUGGCCAGCAUCUGGCGAGAUUGAUCUCGUUGAAGCAAGAGGAAACAGAUUCUUGGUUGAUAGUGGCGGUAAUUCAAAGGGCAUUGACAAUGUUGGUUCUACAAUGCACUGGGGGCCAUUUUGCUGUGAGGACCGAUAUGACUUGACAUAUGGAGAAAAGACCUUGACAUCUGGAACUUUCGGCGAUUCGUUCCACACGUAUACAAUGGAAUGGGACGAAAAUUCUAUCCAGUUCUGGAUAGAUGGCGAGAGCAUAAUGACCGCUGACCCCGGACCAAAUGGUUUCUUUAAUUUUGGCGGAUGGGACCAACGGUUCGGUUCAGAGACAAAUCCCUGGCAAAACAGUCCUAACAAAAUGGCUCCUUUUGAUAAACCAUUCUACCUGGUGAUGAGAGUGGCAGUAGGGGGUACCAAUGGAUUCUUUAGUGAUGAUUUUACAAACUCCCCCUACCGCAAACCUUGGUCCGAUACAUCCUCUACUGCAGCCAAAGACUUCUGGUUCAAAAGAAAUAAUUGGUACCCAACAUGGGAGGGCGAAGAUGCUGCGAUGCAGGUGGAUUACGUAAGAGUUUGGAAGAUGAAAGCUUGAUUUUGAUUGGGUAUAUAAGCCCACGUGCACUGACGACGUAAAGGCCCCGGAUGUUUAAUAUCAACCUAAUGAAGGACAAGGACAACAUAUAUAUCGAAGUAUAAUAUGACGCAGCGGCGUCGCUACAUGUACAUAAAGUACGAACAUGAAAACCUGUAUGUUUAAGUGUAAAACAAUAUUUCGGAAGGUUAAUACAUAACUGGAAUCGAUUAUUAAUG